Molecule: messenger RNA, 4703 nt
Organism: Coregonus sp. 'balchen'
Lineage: Eukaryota; Metazoa; Chordata; Actinopteri; Salmoniformes; Salmonidae
Source: the annotation of a GenBank genome assembly
AAUUCAGACAUUUCUGCCGCUCUGAGUGAAAACAAUGAAUGUGUCGAUGAUGUGGAGAGUGGAGGGAUACUGUCAGGGUCAGAGCCGCUAUUGACAAGGAGAGCACGAAGAAGGAAAAGCAAAAGUCAAGACAUGACAACCACAAAUUUGCUCCCCCUGAAAUCACCCAGUCAAAGCCAUGCUCCUUAUUGUUGCAAGGCGUGUGGGAAGUAUUUUAAUGUUAAAACUAAUUUGAUUCAACAUGAAAAAACACACAUCAAUGUGAGUAGUACAUCAACUCUGAGAAAGCAUUCUGACAAAAGGUAUCUAAAAUCCCACCAACAAAUCCAAACCUGGGAGAAACCAUGUAGCUGCCAUGUGUGCAGUAAAUGUUUCCUUAUAGAAGAACACCUUCAAAGACAUAUUCAAAUACAUACAGGGGAGAAAUUAUUUCAAUGCCAUAUGUGUGGCACUCACUUUACCCAGAAGGGACACUUUGCAGAGCAUUUCAGGAAGUUACACCCAGAAGAGAAAACCUGCCUCUUAAGGAUCGACCACAAGUUCUCAAUGGGAUUAAGGUCUGGGGAGUUUCCUGGCCAUGGACCCAAAAUGUUGAUGUUUUGUUCCCCGAGCCACUUAGUUAUCACUUUUGCCUUAUGGCAAGGUGCUCCAUCAUGCUGGAAAAGGCAUUGGUCGUCACAAAACUGUUCUUGGAUGGUUGGGAGAAGUUGCUCUCGGAGGAUGUGUUGGUACCAUUCUUUAUUCAUGGCUGUGUUCUUAGGCAGAAUUGUGAAUGAGCCCACUCCCUUGGAUGAGAAGCAACCCCACACAUGAAUGGUCUCAGGAUGCUUUACUGUUGGCAUGACACAGGACUGAUGGUAGCGCUCACCUUGUCUUCUCGGACAAGGUGUUAUCCGGAUGCCCCAAACAAUCGGAAAGGGGAUUCAUCAGAGAAAAUGACUUUACCCCAGUCCUCAGCAGUCCAAUCCCUGUACCUUUUGCAGAAUAUCAGUCUGUCCCUGAUGUUUUUCCUGGAGAGAAGUGGCUUCUUUGCUGCCCUUCUUGACACAAGGCCAUCCUCCAAAAGUAUUCGCCUCACUGUGUGUGCAGAUGCACUCACACCUGCCUGCUGCCAUUUCUGAGCAAGCUCUGCACUGGUGGUGCCCCGAUCCCGCAGCUGAAUCAACUUUAGGAGACGUUCCUGGCGCUUGCUGGACUUUCUUGGGCGCCCUGACGCCUUCUUCACAACAAUUGAACCUCGAAGUUAACUAACCAAAUAUUUUUGUUGCCAUGUUUGUCAUAAAGGCUUCCAUCCAAAUGCACACCUGACAGAGCAUAUGAAGAAGACAAGACACAAGGGUGGAAGUGCUCUAUGAGGGGAACAUAGUUCAGUCCGAAUAUCUGAAGAAACAGUUUAACAAUGUAUGACAUUCCCCUCAUGUCACUUCUGUUAGUUGAAUGAAUUGAAUGUAUUGAUUGAUGUAUGUGGGCAAUUGACAUGUGUUACUGUAUUUCUACACGGUGUCUUCUAUUUGUCACUAUAUCAAUUUAUCACAAAGCAUGGUACAUUUUUACCGUUUUGGCAUAUCAAAGGGUGACAAUAUCAAACAAGGUAACCAUCCAUGGUUGAACUAAAAUGUUGUGAUAUUGAUCGAGAAAUUAUUGAGCGAGAAAAACGCAGCAGUGUUGCAAUUCUUGACACACUCAAACUGGUGCCCCUGGAAUCUACUACCAUACCCCGUUCAAAGGCACUUAAAUAUGUUGUCUUUCAUUCACCCUCCAAAUGGCAUACAGCCACAAACCAUUUCUCAAUUGUCUCAAGGCUUAAAAAUCCUUCUUUAACCUGUCUCCUCCUCUUCAUCUACACUGAUUUAAGUGGAUUUAACAAGUGACAUCGAUAAGGGAUCAUAGCUUUCACCUGAAUUCACCUGGUCAGUCUGUCAUGGAAAGAGCAGGUGUUCCUAAUGUUUUGUACACUCUUAUGCCUGAUCAUGACCUGCCACAGCUAUUUUCAACACCAGUGAGAGACCUUCAACCAGAGUAGUCCUCAAUCCCAACAAGACAAAGAAAAGUGCAGAUUGCAUAAACAACACAAAAGAGAACUCAAUUAGUUAAACAGUUAUGGGGGGGUUGAAUAGCAAUGGGGGGGUUGAACAGCAAUGGGGGAUUGAACAGAAAUGGGGGGGUUGAACAGCAAUGGGGGGGUUGAACAGCUAUGGGGGAGUUGAACAGCAAUGAGGGGAUUGAACAGCAAUGGGGGAGUUGAACAGCUAUGGGGGUUUUGAAGAGCAAUGGGGGGUAGAACAGCUAUGGGGGGGUUGAACAGCAAUGGGGGGGUUGAACAGCAAUGGGGGAUGAACAGCUAUGGGGGGGUUGAACAGCUAUGGGGGGGUUGAACAGCUAUGGGGAGGUUGAACAGCUAUGGGGGGUUGAACAGCAAUGGGGGGGUUGGACAUCUAUGGGGGGGUUGAACAGAAAUGGGGGGGAUUAAACAGCAAUGGGGGAUUGAACAGCAUUGGGGGGUUGAACAGCAAUGGGGGGUUGAACAGCUAUGGGGGGGUUGAACAGAAAUGGGGGGGUUGAACAGCUAUGGGGGUUGAACAGCAAUGGGGGGGGGGGGUUGAACAGCAAUGGGGGGGGUUAAACAGCAAUGGGGAGUUGAACAGCAAUGGGGGGUAGAACAGCUAUGGGGGGAUUGAACAGCAAUGGGGGGGGUUGAACAGCAAUGGGGGGGUUGAACAGCUAUGGGGGGUUGAACAGCUAUGGGUGGGUUGAACAGCAAUGGGGGAGUUGAACAGCAAUUGGGGAUUGAACAGCAAUGCAACAAAGCAAAAGAAAGGGAGAGACAUUCCAAAAAUGAUGAGAGGUCAAACAAAAGCAGAAAGCAAGUGAGCGAACGAUAACACGAAUAGGCACAAUGAGAGAUGUGCAUUGUAGGCCUUAUUUGUUGUAUGGCAACUUCUGGAAUAUGAACUCAUCAUGGCCAGAAAAGGUGAGGAAUGUAUUCUACAAUGGUUAUGAUAUAUGUAUUAUGUUUAUAAAUGAAAUAUUGUCUACUCGAGAAAUUUGACAUUACAGUAUUCAGACGUGCAAUACUUCAACCACUUGAAACUGGUCCUCUGUAGCUCAAUUGUAAAGCCAGGGUAGUGGGUUCGAUCGCCGGGACUACCCAUACGUAAAAAUGUAUGCGCACAUGACUGUAAGUCGCUUUGGAUAAAAGCGUCUGCUAAAUGGCAUAUUAUUAUUAUUAUAAACUGUGCUUAUGCAUGGUCUAAAGUUUGCGGGAGGAUAAGCACAUUCUCACCUCAAGUUCAGUUUUGAUAAAUUCCCACUUUUGCCUUAAACUAGCUCACGCAUGUUUUGUGCGUAUGUAGCGUUUAUAAAUGAGGCCCAUGGAUAGAAAAUGGGUUGUUCAGUCUCAUCCAUAGAUCAGAUCACACAAACCAACAGUGCAGAGGCCUGGCAUGCCUGCACAGUAGGUGGCGGUAAUACAAAUACUUUCAACGUCGUGAAGGCUACGUCACUGACUCAAAGGGAGCAAAUAUACUGCCAUUGGAGGAAACCCUUAUCGCGUCUCUGUAUGAUAUAUAUCUAACUGUAUCGGACAUAAGAGGACAACUGCUUCUUAAGAAAAUGUCUAGACUACAGUUGUUACAACUAUUUGUCAGUGAGCGGCUAAGAGCGGUGGCUACUGAAAUAUUUGGGGCCGUGGAAAAAACAAUAACGGAAUACCAGGAAGAAAUCUCCCGUUCAAAGGAGGACAACGAUCGUUUACGAGCGCUGUUCGAUAUCGCUUUCCAUCCUCAGUUACCGAAAGCAGGUUUGCAGUUGACUGAUUUUAUUUUACUAAAGACACAUUCCGUCUGUCUAUGUCUGAUGUGCCUUCCAAAGGGCCUAACAAAACACCAAUGUAUUCCAUUCACAUUAGGAUGUGAAAUGUCACUUAGGAUUGCUAUGGCAGUGACAUUUUUUAUUUUUAAAGCUAUACAUCAAGUCUCAUACACAAAAACAAAUAUUUAUUUUUGUAACGAUUUGGUCACAAAAAUCAAGCGAUAUUUCAAUAGAAAUUACCAAUAAGCAUCUGGAAAUGUUACACAUAAGAAAUUUACAUAAUUGCUUUUAAACAAGUGUCAGGGCAUAAUUUAUAGUCUAAUUAUAUUUCGAUUGUAUGUCGCAUGUCAGCAAAUGCGAGUUAGCUAUGUUUUUGUUCUUCCCUCCAGACCCACAGCAUCUCACUCUCUCUGAAGAGGUUCUCCCUGAGCAGGAGUGGAGCCCCAGUCUGGACCAGGAGGACCCAGAGCCCACACAGAUUAAAGAGGAACCAGAGGAGUUUGGGACCAGUCAGAGGGAGGAGUUAAUAAGCAAAGACUGCAUUUUGAAGGACUGUAAUCAGAAACCACCUGAGCCACAUCUUUACCACAUUCAAAUAGUGGAGAACAGAGAGAGGGACUCACUAUCGAUCAACACAACGGGAGAGAUCAAAACAGAACCUGGUGAAGAGUGUUAUGGUGUGUCUCACUGGGAACCAACCAGUGACUCUCAGUCCCUCUCUGCAGUAAAUCCUGACAGUUCUGCAGCUCAGACUGAAAACAGUGAAAGUGACGAUGGGGUGGACAGUGGAGGACUACCAUCAGGGCUACAACCAUUACAAUCAAACAGCACCCAAACCACUUCUAAAGAUAAUAAGACGUUUCCAUGCCGUACAAAAUCACGCCGCCAAAGAC